UAUCUUCUUAUUUAUUGGUGAUGUAUGGCUACCGCUCGUCUGCAACUUCGAAACAGUGUCGGAGCAGAGCAGAGCAGAGUGGAUAGCCGUAGCCGGAGAGGGAGAUGAGUGGAGUCGGGAUAUCGGUGUGCGUUACUGGAGCAUCGGGAUACUUCGCAUCCUGGCUCGUCAAGCUGCUGCUGGAGCGUGGCUAUACUGUUAAAGCUACUGUUCGGAAUCUCGGCGAUUCGAGCAAAAUUGACCACCUGAAGGAACUCGAAGGAGCUGACGAAAGACUACAGUUGUUCGAAGCCAGCUUAACUGAAGAAGGAUCGUUCGAUUCAGCAUUUGCUGGUUGUGAUGGCGUAUUUCAUACAGCAUCACCUUGCUUCUUUUCAUGUGCUGAUCCACAGGCGGAGUUGAUAGAACCAGCAGUCGAAGGAACGCUCAAUGUUCUAAAAUCCUGCAGCAAAGUAGCAUCCAUUAGACGAGUGGUGUUGACAUCCUCCAUAGCUGCACUUACAACCAACCGAAAACCCAAAGGCGCUGGCGUGCUAGUCGACGAAGCUUGGUUUUCAGAUCCGGAAUACUGCAAAGAGAUCAAGCAAUGGUACGUUCUUUCGAAAACCAUGGCGGAGGCAGCUUCAUGGAAAUUCGCCGAAGAAAAUGGCAUCGACUUAGUCGUACUGCAUCCAGGCUUCAUAAUUGGCCCUCUCCUCCAGCCAACUCUCAAUUUCUCGUCCCAACUUUUUAUCGAUCUCAUCAAAGGGCAUGGUGAGUUUCCAGAGUAUCGAUGUGUUGAUGUUCGAGAUGCUGCAUAUGCACAUGUCGCCGCAUUUGAGAAUCCUUCGGCUAGCGGCAGAUACCCUCUGGUCAGAGAAGGGUUAACACAUUCCGAAAUGAUGGAAUUACUCCAUAAGCUUUAUCCUUCGAUCACGGCUCCUUCGAGGUAUGCUUGCCGACGAAUCUAUGUUGAGAUUUUUUUUGAGGUGUCGAAGAAGAGAGCAGAAAGUUUGGGCGUAAGUUUUACACCAUUGGAGGCGAGCUUGAAAGAUACUGUUGAAAGUUUGAAGGAGAAGAAGUUUCUUACUCUAUAAUUAUUGACAUGUUUACUUUGAAUUAUCUUAUCCAUUCUAAGAAUAUAUAUAUAUAUAUAUAUAUAUAUGCCUGUUUUUGGAAUGGUUAAAAUCGUUAUUACUCUCAAAUUAGUUGUUAGUAUAUAUUGGGAAAGAAUACGCACUUCAAUACUGUCAUCCUUUACCGACUCUCUAUUGGCAUUCCUAAGGGUGACGAGUUUGGAGUGUGCAUGCUUUUGAAUUGACCUUUAAUUUUAUUUAUUAUUAUUAUUAUUA
Molecule: messenger RNA, 1331 nt
Organism: Andrographis paniculata
Lineage: Eukaryota; Viridiplantae; Streptophyta; Magnoliopsida; Lamiales; Acanthaceae
Product: phenylacetaldehyde reductase-like
Exons: 6
Coding region: 105-1076 (323 amino acids)
Molecular function (GO): oxidoreductase activity, acting on the CH-OH group of donors, NAD or NADP as acceptor
Source: RefSeq, a predicted model, not a curated record